UCCCCAUUGUUUGAACCGGGAGGGAGAGAAUAACACUCCGCUUGUUCCGUCGCCGCAGCGAGUCUCCUUCUUCCUUCCCGCCGAUCCGAUGCUCCGCUCCCGCCGCUCCGAAUGUUUCAUUCGUCGCCAACUUCUCCGAUUUCCACACCCGAGACUUGAGCUGCAUCAUGAGUAGUUCGGGGGCGCCUUUCAAUCGCAUACCUCUGGAAUGGUGGGGAUUACACGGCCGAGACCCGGAGAGCCUGUGAACGCAAAUGGAGUUUGGGAUUUAUUGCAAAAUAAGGGAAAGAUGACCGUCUUCUCGCUGUGCCUGCUCCUGUGCGCAGACCUGCUGGAUCUGGCCGUCGGGUAUUUGACAGUCACCAUAGAGCCGCUGCCUCCCGUUGUGGUGGGAGAGACCGUAACUCUCAAGUGCAACUUCAAAACCGACGGACGGCUUCGAGAGAUCGUCUGGUACCGGGUCACAGAUGGAGGCACCAUCAAGCAGAAAAUCUUCACCUACGACGCCAUGUUUAAUACCAAUUACUCUCACAUGGAGGACUACCGCCGGCGCGAGGACCUCGUGUACCAAUCGACCGUCCGGCUCCCGGAGGUACGGAUCUCAGACAACGGACCUUAUGAAUGCCACGUGGGCAUCUACGACCGGGCAACUCGGGAGAAGGUCGUCCUGGCCUCAGGGAACGUUUUUCUUACUGUUAUGUCGCCUCCAAACAACAUAUCAGUGGUGGCAGAAAACACUCCGGCCCCGUUCAGUCGAUACCAAGCGCAGAAUUUCACUCUCGUCUGCACUGCGAAAGGAGGAAAACCAGCGCCGUCGGUGUACUUCAAGCGCGAUGGCGAGUUGAUAGAGGUCAUCUCCUACACCCUCCCCUCCGGCGAGCAGGACGGCGGCUCGGCCGGCGUGAGAGGCGCCCGGCCGCUCAUCAGCAGGGACCUGGACGACACCAAACUGCAGCGCUCGCUGUCCCUCCUGGACCCCGAAGGGCGGGCGCCCCGCCAGUACACGGACAGCCCGCAGCGCGUCCACACCCAGGGGCAGCAGUCCUACGAGCCCAGCCCGGCGACGGAGGUCAUCCCCGAGACGGUGGUGAGCCGGGAGUUCCCCCGCUGGGUGCACAGCACGGACCCCCUCUACUACUUCAGCCACACCAACAUCCCGCAGAGCGACGGCUCCGUGGUGGUGCAGGCGCGCCUCACCUGGACCCUCAACCCGCAGCUGGACAACGACGCGCUGUUCAGCUGCGAGGUCAAGCACCCGGCCCUGUCCAUGCCCAUGCAGACCGAGGUCACCCUAGCUGCUCCUAAGGGCCCUAAACUCUCCAUGUCCCCUACUAGAGCAAAGGUAGGGGACACGGUGCGCAUCACCGUGCAGGGAUUCCAGGUAGGAUCGCCUGGGAACGAGGUGUUCCCCGAGCCCCUCUUCACCUGGACGCGGGUGGGGGGCCGCCUGCUCGACGGCAGCACCGAGCGGGACGGGAAGGAGCUGAUUCUGGAGAGAGUGCCGGCCGAGCUCAACGGCUCCAUGUACCGCUGCACGGCCCAGAAUCCUCUGGGUUCCACGGACACCCACACCCGCCUCAUCGUCUUCGAAAACCCAAGCAUGAUGAAAAACACACAGAAUCAGAACAAUGGAGCUUCACGCGUGGACAUCCCCGGACUAACGUGGAUGGCGCUUGUCCUCACAGUGACUGUGGAACUGACGUGAAACCUCUCAUUCGAGACACUCUCGCGCUGACACGUACACACACACACAUACGUACCCUUCCUACACAACAUCCACACGCACACACACACCUACAAAAACCCUGCAAGCCUUCUGCAGUCAUCAACAGGCUCUCCAUGCGUCAGUCGAUCAGGAAACAGCGCCAUCUCAGGAUGGCGCUCCACUGUUUUCCGGGUGUGGGGGGGCUUUGUAAUGAAAUAAUAACCAAGAAAAUGAUAUGGAAGGAACGACUUGAUGAACAUGACAACAACCCCCACCCCUCCCCCCCCAUAUAGCCCCGCCCAUUUACACCCUUUUUCUGUUUCUUGUCCCACGUCUCUGCCUGGUGAUCAAUAAAAGCCGAUGAGUUGAAAUGGAAAAAAGGAGAAAAAAGCAUUUGGGAUUUUUUUUGUUGUUGUGUCGAAAUGUCAUUGGAGUUGACUGAAAUGUGAAAAGUGGAACGGGCUGGAUAAGUGCCGCCAUAUCAACCACACCCAUCUGUUACAUGUCUUGGGAUGCACCUGAUUAGCAACAAGCUAAUAAACCACGGGGGAACAAACACAGAUGCUCCGAGAGAACAUUCUUUUUUUAUUCAUAGACAAGCAUUCCCUUUUUUUUUCUGAUGGCGCGGAAUGUACAAGAGGAUUUAAAUGCAUUAAGAAACUAGAAAAAAAAAAAUCUCCUUUUUGAGUGUAUUUUGUGUACAUCAGUGUAAAUAUUGAAAAUAAUUAAAGACGUUAUAUGGGUGAUGGGGAGGGAUGGUUGCUGAUAUAGCUGGAGGUUAAACUUCUCCACCUUUCUUUGUACUUCAUUCAACACCGUUCUCAGAGAUCAUUCUCGGCUGGACGGACAGGAACAUUAAAAGCCUUUGUGUUUCUUAUUUGGGCUUUUUAUAUCUAGCAGGUCUCCAAGGACAGUUUAAAAAAAAAAAAAAAAAAAGAUCAAACAUAUGUCUGCUGUUUUGGGGUUGUGGUGCAUGUGACGUUUGAAGAUUCUUUCUCCUUUUGGUGUGUUGCAAAUGGCAGCGCUGCAACUCAUUGUCACUGGCCUGUAAUCCAGUUAUUCACUUGUGACAUACUAUCUUAAGUGACCUACAUUGUGUACAAUGCGUAACUCUUACCCAGACAUCUACAGUACUAGUAGGAUCAUUUUAGUCGCCAUUCCAGGGAGGUGCUCACUCGAGGCAACGUGUGUAAACAGGGUUGUUGCAUUUGUUUCAUUUCACCUGUAUUAAAAUGGAGAGAUGAUAAAACCU
Molecule: messenger RNA, 2957 nt
Organism: Gasterosteus aculeatus aculeatus (three-spined stickleback)
Lineage: Eukaryota; Metazoa; Chordata; Actinopteri; Perciformes; Gasterosteidae
Gene: igsf21a
Product: immunoglobin superfamily, member 21a
Biological process (GO): heterophilic cell-cell adhesion; homophilic cell-cell adhesion
Cellular component (GO): adherens junction
Source: RefSeq, a predicted model, not a curated record